This is a messenger RNA of Anoplophora glabripennis (Asian longhorned beetle), 555 nucleotides long. RefSeq names its product alpha-amylase-like. The record is from RefSeq and is a predicted model, not a curated record. The coding region runs from base 1 to 555 and encodes 184 amino acids. NCBI's taxonomy places the organism in Eukaryota, Metazoa, Arthropoda, Insecta, Coleoptera, Cerambycidae. Gene Ontology annotation, biological process: carbohydrate metabolic process. Gene Ontology annotation, molecular function: catalytic activity; cation binding. The transcript has 2 exons.
AUGAAUCCUUUGUGUUUGUUUAAAUUAUANGGAAACGACAAACUCACCUACCUCGACAGCUGGGGCCCCACAUGGGACUUUCUGUCAAAUGGCGUCGCUGUGGUGUUCGUGGACAACCACGACACCCAGAGGGAGGAAGGAAAAUUGACGUACAAAAAAUCGAAACAGUACAAAAUGGCCAACGCCUUCAUGUUGGCGCAUCCAUACGGUAUUCCCAAAGUUAUGUCUAGCUUCGACUUCAACGAAAGGAACCAGGGACCACCUCAGGACGGUUCUGGCAACUUGGUUUCACCGCAAAUAAACACGGAUGCGACGUGUGGCAACGGCUACAUCUGCGAGCACCGCUGGAGACAGAUCUACAACCUGGUGGAGUUCAGGAUGGUAGCGAAAGGCACCCCAGUGACCAACUGGUGGUCGAAUGGCGACCAACAGAUCGCUUUCUGUCGAGGGAAUAGAGGUUUUGUGGCUUUCACCAAUUGGGGAGAUUUGAAACAGCGUAUACAGACGUGUGUGCCUCCUGGAAGGUACUGCGAUGUCACAUUCUGGAGCAACUAA